Molecule: messenger RNA, 2007 nt
Organism: Spathaspora passalidarum NRRL Y-27907
Lineage: Eukaryota; Fungi; Ascomycota; Pichiomycetes; Serinales; Debaryomycetaceae
Product: SCF ubiquitin ligase complex subunit
Exons: 2
Coding region: 1-2007 (668 amino acids)
Biological process (GO): SCF-dependent proteasomal ubiquitin-dependent protein catabolic process
Cellular component (GO): SCF ubiquitin ligase complex
Molecular function (GO): protein binding
Source: RefSeq, a predicted model, not a curated record
AUGUGUAAAAAACGUGGUCUAAAUAUCAAUGAUCUCCCCAUUGAAUUACUCAUUGCUAUCUUUUCCGAACUUGAUCCCGUGUAUCUCAACAUAAUGAGACUAGUGUGCAAGAAAUGGAACUUUGUCAUAAACGAUCGCGAAACAUGGACUAAUGCAUUCACCAACAAGUUUCACACACCCAAGAUUUUCCCGUCGUUGUCGCUGAAUUGCAUGACUGAAUACUUUAUGCGUUUGAAUGUGGCAAAGAACUGGAAAAAGGGCCACGCCACCCACUCGUUCUACCAGUUGAUCAAUAACGAGUACAGGUUUAAUGACUUGACAAGAUGCGAUUUCAAACAGGAUAGAAUUAUGAUUUUCCUGAAGCGCCAUGGCAACAUUACCCUGGGGAACUUGCACAGCGGCAAGAAUCAAAGCUUUAUACCGGGUGGAUCAAACCUAAAUAUUACUUCUCUGUGCAUGAAUGGAAAUUAUUUAUUGACGGGGAAACUAAACGGAGAAGUUCAUUUGAAAAAUUUGGUAACUCUGACUUCGGUCACCAGCCGUUCAAGCUAUCAAGUGUUUGGAGAACCCAGCGAUUCUCCCAUAAUGUGUGUUUGCAUGAAUGACUAUCCUGAUAAGUUCAAGAGUAAAGUUGAUGCAAUCAGUGGUGGGUACAAGGGCGAUUUAAAGUGCUGGAAUUUUCAAGGAAAACUCGUGAGACAGUUUCAAUUUGAACAAGAGGUUGUUUACAAUGUUUUGUCCGAUUUCCAGAAAUACAUAAUAUUAAACACUGACAAAAGAGUUGUUAUUAUAGACUACCAGAAGUUGGAAAUAUUGAAAGAAUAUGAUAUGGGGUUUACCAUUGUAAACACUCAAGACCCAAACACUGCAAGUUAUUACGACCAUCUAAUUCACUACAAAAACAAAUUAGACAUUGAUUAUUCCGACAAGAACAUUAUACUAUGCUACGACACAAACAUCAAAGUGUUCAAUUUUGAAACAGGAAUAGAGCGACAAUUACAUGUAAAUGUGCCGAUUGUUAAAUCGUACCUACAAACAUGUUCUGAAUCUAAACUACUAGCGAGCCGAAAUAGAAGCAUAAUCGGCGGAGAUGGGUUACUUUAUGUCAAUCUUCUUGCUGAUGAGAGUGUGAUUAUAUGGAACAUACGUGAUGACAGUCGAGAAAUCGAACCAAUCGUACACAUACAGCCAUCAUUAAAUUAUAUGAAAUAUUCACCAAUGAUACACGAUGCCAUAGUACAACGCGAUCUACCAUUUGUGGUUGAUGUAGCUGUUACAAGUACUGUGCUUGCGGUGUGUGGUUACAAUGGUCUUUGUAAUAUAUAUGACGUGUACACCGGGAAGUAUCUUCGUGAGAUAUCGCUCAAGUUUCCAAAGAAGUUUGAACACAUGCACGAUCGUCUUAUUGGUGAUGUAUACAUCAAGUUAAACCCCAAUCAGUUGGAUUGUAAUGGGGUGAUUGUUUGUGGUGAUACUGUACAAUACUUUCAAUUUGGAGAUUUGCAACCGGAUACUGUAAAUAAGCCGAAAAAGCAAAAACUGGUAAAUUUGGGUAUUCAUAGUAAACACGAAUCGAAAAAGAAAAUCCAGGAAGGAAUGGACGAAUAUCACACUCAGCAAUACCAGCAGAGGAUGAAACAAGCUUUGUUGGACAAGUAUAACGGAACACUCUAUGAUGAUGAAGAUGAAGAAUUGUCGAUUGCGUUGGCUAUAAGUGAAAGUUAUCACAACAGUACUGGUGAUGUCAGCCAGCUAGAAGAAGAAGAAGGAGGAGUAGGAGAAGAUUAUGAAGAGCAAAGGCGAGAGCAAGAAGUUGAGCAGGCACUUGAUGAAGAUUUGCUAUUAGCAAUCGAAUUGUCGAAGCAAGAAGAGGAGAACAAGAAAAUCGUAGAUCAGAUAAUCAAUGGGCCGGUUGAAAUGAGUAGCAGUCAACACGCGAUGCUAAAUGAUGAAGAAAUCGAUGAAGAGCUACGAAGAGCGUUGGAAUUAUCAUUGAUUGAGCAUUAA